AGUGGGUUAUUUGGGUAAAAAAACCCGUGUAGGUCUCCAUCCUCGCCGUCGUCACCUCCCUUCACCUCAUCGCCUUCGUCUUCGCCAUCUGCGCCGAGAGCCGCCGUAGCACAGUACCUCUCUCUCUCUCUCUCUCUCUCUCUAUUUUUGUUAUUUUUUAAUGUUUUUCUCAGGCGGAGCGUGUCCAGUACGACGAGGCAACCUACCGCUUGUACAGAACUGAGGCGACGACGAUGUACAGACUGUCGGCUUUCGGACUGCUCUCGUUAGGCAGACAGUGGUUAACGGCGUCGCCAAGCGUCUCUGCUUCGGGAAGGGUCUCUUCACCGGCACUUCCUACACCGUUUGGGCCAUCGUCUUCUUCCUUGUCUCUUGCUUAUCAUAAACCAAGACCACUCGAAUUCUGACAUGGUAUCCGAGCAGGAUCGUUCAUGGACACAUUCGUCUCACAUCGGCAUCUUCCAAGCAAAACCAUCCGCAAAGACUACUCUUCGAAGCAAAUGUCUUUGGGAGCAUGUGACAACCGAUAAGGUAUUUGCGGACAACACAACAAAUUCAACCGAAUCAAAGUGGAUAAAAGAAGACCAAGUGGUUAUUUCUAUCCUCCAAAGCUCCUUUGACAUGGCUGUUCUUUCGUCCUACAAUCACAUUGAAGUGGCCAAGGUAUAGUGGAAUGCUCUCAAACAUGUAUACGGUAAUGGUUCUAGCAUUAGUCAUAUCUUUGAAGUCAAAAGAAAGCUUUGGAGCCUUCAACAAGAAGAGAAACCGUUUAAUGAGAUUUUGGGGAAUUUUACCUCUUUGUGGGCUGAAGUAGAUGAGCUUCAACCACCAUCAACCGAUCCACAAGAGACCGAGGGACAUGAACAAGGGAAGGUAUUUCUUCUUCUAUCUACUUUGAAUGGCACUUACCGUGAGCUUAUUCAUAUGAUACUUAGGGAAGAGAAGUUACCUUCCUUCGAACAAGUUCAUUCCAAAAAAAAAAAAGAGGAAGGGGGUAGAAAGCUCUUUCAAAGUCAUAGUGAAAUUGCUUAUAAAAGGAUCUUGACGAAUUUCUCCAUACUUCUGAACCAUUGCUCGUAUAUAUGUCUCUUGGAAUCGACAGUCGAACCAAAGAUUUUUCAAGUUGUCUGUAGACUGUAGUUUCCUAAAAGGGUCUUUCGAUGUCACGUUGGAGAAUUUGGUGACGGUGGAGAGAAAAGUUUCUACUUUAUUCAGACGUGGUUCUAUGUAUAUAUACAAGUUUCAUACCUUGACCUAGUAUAUGAGAAAAGGAAACCCAAUAUAUGAUACAAUAGUUUCCUUAUACAUUGUAUAGUCUAUUAUUCGAUGCUAUUUCUGAAUUUCUCUUGAAUUAUGAGUUAUUUAGGGAAGAAUGGAAUUGGGAUUAAACUGUUGUGAUGUUUCAAUAGUCUUUGGCUAAUUUACAGCAGGUUUUAUCUUUCCGUUAUUGAUGCUUGGAGGUUCCUGUCAGAUAAAUGGGACAGAUGAAAAACUAGAACUUGAACAUUUUUUGGGGUCCUCUUUCCAUUUCCGUGCAAGAAGCUUUUUAUAUUAGUUGAGUUUUGUGGUGACAGAACUAUUGUAGCCUUUAUAUCUAUCUUGUCCUUUUCACUUAUUUUGUGAAGGAUGAUGCUUCAGGUGAAGUGGGUCUUCCAUUUCAUGAUCUUCCAACUUGUUCAAGUUGAUACUUACAGUUAAGUAGGUUUAUUGGCUUGGUCAGGUGAUUGAUCGGUCAUCUUCAGCUUCAUUUAGCUUUUGCCCCUAACUCUUUGUUGUGAAGAUAUCGAUGUAAAUAUCUCAGUUUUCCUUUUUGAGUUUUUUGCUGCGUUUUUUUGUUUUUGCAAUUGCAUUCUCAUGAGAUGUUCUUUCCAUCUAGCCAGAUCCGGAGAGGAUAUGUGUGUGCUGUUUGCAUAUUACCGAAAACAUUUGUGGUAUAAAAAAAUACAGGGUGAGCUUUCUGGGAGCAGAGGCAUGCUUGUUGGCUGGAUGAGCAAGGAAUGCAUACCACACCAAAAGGAAAGGCAUCUACAAGGAGAAAGAACUUUCAUGUGCCUCACUACCCGUAGGGGUCUUUGCCGCUAGAGCAGCUUUAACGCUGUUGUCACUGGCAGCGUCAAUUCUUUACUACCGAGCUCACUCUAAGGCUGACACUGGUGGGUGGGAGAAGCAUCGGAAUGAAGGGGUUGUCAUGACGACUGCUUCAGAAGAAAGGUUUGUUCUGCUUAGGAUCACCUUUGCAUAAGGAAUGAAGAGUUUGUCACAAUUUCAAGGCCUUGUUAAUGGAUGAGCUUGCAACAUGCCGAAGCCAUUCUUUUCCCUUCUGAAACUGGUUUCUUCACUGCUAAGCCAAGAAUCACACCAUAUCGGAUUCUCCAGACCAAUAUAAGCCAUGAACCGUUGAAAGCAUUUCACCGGAAAGCCGAGAAAUAAGCCUAGAGUUGUUAGAUUUUUAUCAAUCAUGCCGACCCAUGAACUUGCUUCUUCUUUUUCGACGAGAUUCUCCAGCAGGGGAAGGUCUCUGCACCAAGCUCUUGGAGGAGGGCAGUUUGCUGAUAUAAUUUUCUGGAGGAACAAGAAGUUAUCUGCCGCAGUACUGUUGGCUUUCACCCUUGUAUGGUUCUUGUUCGAAGUUGUGGAGUACCCUUUCGUCACCCUUCUCUGCCAAAUCCUACUGAUCUCCAUGUUUAUAUUUCUGAUAUGGUCUUACAUCGGUUCCACGGAACUGAUCCACCGGAAACCACCGAGCAUGAACGAUCUAAGGAUUUCGGAAUCGACUUGGAGAUUCUUGUUUGCGAAGAUCAACUGGUUCAUCAUGAAAGUAUACGAUCUCUCAAGUGGAAAAGACUUUAGACUCUUUGUCCUGGCCGUUGCUUCGUUGUGGAUAUUAUCAGUGGUUGGGAAUUAUUUCAGCUCCCUUACACUAUUAUACAUUGUGUUCUUAUGUUUGGAAACGAUCCCGGUCCUGUACGAAAAGUAUCAAGGAGAACUGAAUUAUGUUGCGAGCAGAAGCGGGAGGGAUGCGAAGAAGCUGUUUGACGAACUCAACACUAAAGUGAUCAGCAAGAUCCCCAAAGCUCAUGUCCGAAAAUAGAAAGUCUUGUGUAUUUCUGCAAACUGUUUAUGUAAAUAUCAAGAUGUUUCAUAUUCAUAUAUACAUAGAUAUCAUGUAAAACUCAUGGAACUGAAUCUUAUUUAA
Tarenaya hassleriana is the source of this 3196-nucleotide messenger RNA. Its product is annotated as reticulon-like protein B14. Bases 2459 to 3091 code for a protein of 210 amino acids. The record is from RefSeq and is a predicted model, not a curated record. The transcript is spliced from 8 exons. Lineage: Eukaryota; Viridiplantae; Streptophyta; Magnoliopsida; Brassicales; Cleomaceae.